Messenger RNA from Staurois parvus, 489 nucleotides. Lineage: Eukaryota; Metazoa; Chordata; Amphibia; Anura; Ranidae. The record is from the annotation of a GenBank genome assembly.
AUGGAUUCUGAAGAACGUUACAUUGCAGCGCUAAAAGAAAAAGCCUGUGAAUUGGUAGAAACCGCCAUGAAAAAUGCCCAGGAUUGCCUCAGAACCCUACAAAUAUCACCAAUGGAGGACACAGAUAAAGAGCAGAAAUACACAACGAAGAACAUUCCAUGGGUGCAGUGUAAGGAUUUCACUGUGGAUCUGGGGAAGAAACAAAUUGAAGAAUAUGUUGCUACUUGGGAAUUCCAUGAGAGCUGGCUGUAUUGUACAGAUUUUCUGAAAGAAGAGGAGAUGGAGUUUUGUAAGCUCUUCCACUACAGAAUGAGAUGGAGCAUCCCAACCUGCAGGAAACCAAUUCCUAGAGCAACCGCCUGUGUCUAUUUCACAAUAAAGAUCUCCAAAAUUAAACCACCAACUUUGCCAGUGGAAGUAUUCUUUGUAUUUGAAUCAAACAGGCUUGUACACAGGUAUGAAAUCCCUUGGUAUAAAUGGAGUAUCUAG